CAGGUAUGUCAUUUUGUCAGAGGGCAUACAAAAUUUGACAUACAAAAAUUAGGGUGUGUUUGUAAAUUUGUACAUUCAAUUUUCUUUUAGUGGGCACAUAGUUUAGUAAUAAUUGGUAUACCACCAAUUAAUUUGUGUUUUAUCAAUUUUGAUAUUAACAUAAUUGGCACAAAACGGUACAUUUGGAUAUUAGUCAAAUAAAAAAGUUGUUUACAACAAUCUCUACAAUACUUUAAAAUUUUGGGUAAUAUUAACAAGGUUUCACAGCAGGAAAUAUGGCUGAGCUAGCAGCACUAUUACAGACUGAAAUUCCCGAAGGACGAAAUCAUCUCACCGAUAGCCACACUAAUCUUGAAAGGGUGGCAGAUUACUGUGAGGCCAAUUAUUUUCAAUCCGAAAAUAAACGUCUCGCUUUGGAAAGUACAAAAAACUACACCACCCAAUCAUUGGCUAGUGUUGCAUACCAGAUUAAUACUUUAGCAUACAAUUUCCUACAACUGCUGGAACUGCAGACCAUGCAAUUGGCUGAGAUGGAAGGCCAGAUGAAUCACAUAGCCCAAACGGUUGCCAUACACAAAGAAAAAGUAGCACGUCGUGAGAUUGGAGUUCUUACAGCAAAUAAAGUCACCAAUAGGCAAUAUAAGAUCAUUGCACCAGCAAACCCUGAGAAGCCAAUAAAAUAUGUGAGAAAAAGCAUUGAUUACACAGCUUUGGAUGACAUUGGGCAUGGUGCUCACUGGAGUAGUGGGGCAACUGGAACACCGCGUGGGCGUCGCUCGAGCUCUGCUCCCGGGGUGGCUCCUCUACCGGCUCCAACAACCAAGCCUCCAACGCCACCUGCGGCUGUCAGGUCCUCAUCAGCUGCCAACACUGGAACGCUUGGACGUGGAACAUUAGGAAAAUCUUCACGAGAAUACCGCACUCCUCCUGCAGUAGCACCUCCUCAAGUUCCGUCACAUUAUGCACCAAACUAUCCACGUCGCCCACCUGGCUACUCCACUUUGCCAGUUGCACAACCCCAAGUGGGCAUGGUUCACCCGAAUCAACAUCAGGCACCAACAAACUAUUCUCAACAGGAACUGCAUUCCAGUAUGCCACCUCCGCCGUCUCCUUUGAUCGGAUCUGACGGUGAACACAGUCAGCAUUCUAUGAGUCUUCCGGGACAGCGUGGCUCAUCGUCGUCUGCUGGAGGCGGGUCGGUCCGCGGCGGCAGUGUGUCCCCGCCCUUACCGCCUCCGCCCAUGGAGGAUGAACUCGCCCACGAUGCUUUUGGCAGACCGCACCAUGCCAACUUUUCAUUGCAGAACAAAAUGGGAUCACAGUACACGUCCGCCGUACCCGCUAUUGUACCCGACGAAGAAGAUCUGCCAGGUUGGGUGCCAAAGAAUUACAUAGAAAAAGUUGUGGCGAUCUACGAUUAUUAUGCUGACAAGGAAGACGAACUGUCCUUCCAAGAAAGUGCAGUUAUCUAUGUCCUAAAGAAGAAUGACGACGGCUGGUGGGAGGGGGUCAUGGAUGGAGUCACUGGGUUGUUCCCCGGGAACUAUGUGGAACCUUGUGUUUAGGCAAAAAGUAAAUGUUCAUAAACUAACUCAAAAACCAAUCAAGCAAAUUUAAUAAAAUUUAAACAAAAAAAAUAAAAUUAUCUUGUAGUGAAUGAAGAACAAAUGUUGAAAGAAAUAAAAUUCACUUUAGUGAUAAUUAAAGGAAUCAUUAAAAUAUAAGAUCAGCUUAAAAUAAAAUCAUUGAGUAUUCAUAGACUAGAGCUUUGUAAUAGGUUCUUUAGUGCGAGAAAUUUAUUCAGUUUUAUGCCAAUGCUUUAUAUUUUGCGUUUAAGGACAAGACUGGGAUACUUUUUAUUUUUCGUUCAUUGAAGAAAAUUGUUUAGGUCAACUCGUAAGGUCUUUCAGAUGUUUGUGCGUUUUUCAAUCAUUUUGUAAUACAUUUAAGAGCCACAUCAAAAUGCCGAAAUCUACCUUAAGACACAAGGUCAGAGUCCCAAUUCAAUUGUACAAAGGUCCCACCUUUCAAACCGGACAGCACGAUUGCUUCCUUUAAGGUCUAACAAUACAUCUUUUACUAACCAUAUUGUUUAAUUUAAGAUAUAAUAAUUUAAACUAGUAAUAUUAUUUUGAAUAUUUUAAAGCAUAGAAGAGAUAUCUAUAAAAAUCUUUAACAUUUAAAAAUGUUUAAUUAUUACAAAAAAAAAAAAAGAGUUUUUAAGUGUUUGUAAUUAGGGUACACUAUGGUCACUACAGUAAUAAAACUUUGGUUAACGGCAAUGUUUAAUGAGAAUUAGCAUUUAGUUACAUAUACAAACAAGAUUUAUUUUAUGUUUUAACGUAAAUGUUUGAGAAAUCGGAACACUAAAAAUAUAGGCUUUUUAUUAUUAAUCAAAUAUUUGAAAUUUAAUGUUAUUACUUUUAAUAAGAUACUGUAAUUAUAUUAUUUCUUGGCUGAUUUGAAGUAACACUGUAUUUACAACUUAAGUCCUAAAUACCAAUUUGCAUUUUAUUAAAUAAAACAUUUUAUUGUGUCA
This is a messenger RNA of Bombyx mori (domestic silkworm), 2539 nucleotides long. RefSeq names its product abl interactor 2 (gene Abi). The transcript is spliced from 8 exons. The record is from RefSeq and is a predicted model, not a curated record. Gene Ontology annotation, molecular function: signaling adaptor activity; SH3 domain binding. Gene Ontology annotation, cellular component: actin-based cell projection; lamellipodium; SCAR complex. The coding region runs from base 276 to 1565 and encodes 429 amino acids. Gene Ontology annotation, biological process: neuron migration. NCBI's taxonomy places the organism in Eukaryota, Metazoa, Arthropoda, Insecta, Lepidoptera, Bombycidae.